Molecule: messenger RNA, 2109 nt
Organism: Impatiens glandulifera
Lineage: Eukaryota; Viridiplantae; Streptophyta; Magnoliopsida; Ericales; Balsaminaceae
Exons: 1
Coding region: 678-2003 (441 amino acids)
Source: RefSeq, a predicted model, not a curated record
CUUCAUUUCUCUUCCAUAUUAUCUCUUCUUUCUUGAUAAUCAAUCUCUCAUGUUGUCGUCUAUUUUGUCAGACUACCAAAGAAGAAUAAGAAGAAUAAGAAGAACAAGGGUGGUGGGUUAUUAUAAUUCUUCAAGAUUGUAGACAAGUUUUGAAUAUUUCUUGAUUGUGAAAGAUGAGGAUUGUCAAAUCCAUUGAUUCUUCUCAAAGCCCUAGUCUUUGUGGAUUCUUGGUCGUUGAAGCUUAUCCCAAAAGGUAUUCAUCCAAGAUCCCCUCAGAUUUGGUCCUUUUUCUAGGCCUUGGAUUCAUAGAUUGGUAGAAUUUGGUUUAGUGGGUUUUAUUCAUCUGGAUUUUAGGUUAUUUGGGUUUGAGUCAGUUCAGUCAUACAUACAUUGUCUCUUCUUUAACCCCUUCUUAUAGGAAAUCCAUCCACAUCUUUCUCUAUGUCAGAGAUUCGAGAGAUUCUUACAACUUUUCUUCUAAUGUUCUCCCUGUAAUUCCUGGGUUUUUUUGAAAAAUGGAAACAUCUGAUUCUUAAUCUUUAAGAGGGUUCAGAUUUCCCUCGUAUUUAAUUGACUUUUUCUUCUUUUUUUUUUCCUUUUUACAUAUGUAUGAGUGUCUGUUCUGUGGGGCUUUAAUGGAGAUGGUGUAGACAAACUCCCUCCCUUUGAAUUGAAAUAUGGUUGAUUCUCGUUUGAAAGUUCUGUCAAUGGAAAAUCAUCAUCCUUCCACCCUAUUAUCAAUGGAUUCAAGUGCUUCCUCAUCGCACGAUGAGUUAGAUCUCGAGAUGAAUAAUCGACAGAGUCCUCUUACCCGACCUCCCGACAUCAACCUACCCUUGUCGGUUUAUGAAACAGAGAGUUUCCUAAUUGCUCCAAAAGCUGGAAAGAAAUGUGCGAAACGGUUUGAUAGCAUCUGGGGAGCUUGGUUCUUCUUUACCUUCUAUUUCAGACCUGUUUUGAAUGAGAAAUCCAAGACGAAGGUCAUAAGAGACAGCAAUGGAGUCUCUGGUUUCGAAAAAUCUGAUCUUCAGCUCGAUAUUUUCAUGGUUCAACACGAUAUGGAGAAUAUGUACAUGUGGGUUUUCAAGGAAAGACCUGAAAAUGCCCUUGGAAAGAUGCAGCUUAGGAGUUACAUGAAUGGGCAUUCUCGUCAAGGAGAACGCCCUUUCCCGUUUAGCGUCGAACGAGGGUUCGUUCGGUCGCACAGAAUGCAGAGGAAGCAUUACAGAGGCCUCUCGAAUCCUCAAUGUGUUCAUGGAAUCGAAAUCGUCCAAUCUCCCAAUCUCGUUUGUCUUGGAGAUGAUGAUCGUAAGAGAUGGGCGGAACUGACUGGCCGUGAUUUGAAUUUUUCUAUUCCUUCUGAAGCCAUCGAUUUUUCGUUGUGGAGAAAUUUACCCAUUCCCGAGUUUGAACUUGAAAGGCCGAUCGCUAACACGGAUUCGAAGAAAACGAUGGACUUAUCGCCCGUCAGCAAACGUAGGAAGGAUUUCGACGAAUGUUUUCUUUCGGUUAUUCCUCCUCCGAUCGAUCAGACUGAAAAACCGAACUGGUUGAGUGAUUUCAGCGGGGUGAUGAGAAACGUUUAUGGGCCAGUUACGGCUGCAAAAACUAUAUACGAAGACGAGAGUUCUUAUUUGAUUAUGAUUAGCCUCCCUCUCGUGGAUCUUCAAAGGGUGAAAGUUUCGUGGAGGAAUACCAUAACUAACGGGAUAAUUAAGGUUUCGUGUUCGAGUAUGUCUCGUUUGCCUUACGUCAAGAGACGCGAUAGGACUUUCAAGCUUGCGGAUACUUCGUCGGAGCAUUGCCCGCCCGGCGAGUUUGUUAGAGAGAUUUCUCUUUCGACGAGGAUUCCUGAAGAUGCUAAUAUCGAAGCUUAUUAUGACGGACCGGGGACUGUAUUGGAGAUAAUGGUGCCGAAGCUUCGAGUUGGGCCCGAGGAACACGAGGUUCGUGUUUGUCGUCGCCCACAUCAUGGGAACGAUGGCGAUCUUAUGUUGACUUGAAAUUAAGUAGAUGUUUGUUUGGGGGUGGUUGGUUAUGUUUUUUUUUUUUCUUAUGUUGUUUAAUUUCUACUAACUUUGUGUUUGUAGUAGUGCAUGUUUUAUGUCA